Messenger RNA from Vitis vinifera (wine grape), 2548 nucleotides. RefSeq names its product AP-5 complex subunit mu. The coding region runs from base 236 to 2119 and encodes 627 amino acids. Gene Ontology annotation, cellular component: AP-type membrane coat adaptor complex; late endosome; lysosome. Gene Ontology annotation, biological process: endosomal transport. The transcript is spliced from 8 exons. The record is from RefSeq and is a predicted model, not a curated record. NCBI's taxonomy places the organism in Eukaryota, Viridiplantae, Streptophyta, Magnoliopsida, Vitales, Vitaceae.
GUGAAGAAGAAGAAAACGGUGGUUUUUUGUUUUCUUUUGGGCCUACCGAAAGAGCCUCCCUUGCAUUUAUCCUCCUGGAACGGUGUCGUUUAGGUUAAGUGACAAAAACGGUGCGUUUUAUACCUCUUUCGGGAAACCACCGCCCAUGCCUCUCUGUUGAUGCUGGCUUCAUUUCAUUUUCCUCUAUUCUCCAAAUCUCCGAUCUCCAAUCUCGUCAACACUCCCGCAGAUAUCCAUGGCAGGUUGUAGCAUCAGAGCUCUCUGGAUUCUUAACAAUUUCGACUCCGUCGUCUUCUCCAGGAGGUUUCCAGUGGUUGAGAGGCAAUGGCGCACUGCUUGCAAGGCUGAGAAUGAAAACUCGAGCAACGAUAAUCUUAAUUACACUGUAUACCCUUUACUUCCAACUGAUUCAGAGCUGGCUGCUGCUUUUGUGGAGAGAAAGAAGCGGGAGGGAUCAGCGCGUGGGUUUGGCAUACGUGUAACUCAGUCAGCAGAAGGAUCAGAUUCCUGGGUUGAUGAUCCAAUUACACGUCAUAUAAUAAGCCUUUUUAUUAACAAAGAUGAGGAACGAGAGAAUAAUAUGUUAUGGCCAUUAAUUUUGCAUAUGAAAGGCCAUUAUUGCAUCCUUGUAUUGCCUUUAGUUGAACCCCAACAUUUAAAAGCAUAUGCAGGAGUAUGUAGAAGAUCUGAUUGUGGAAAUGCCAUUGGAGUGCCUGGAAGCUUAUCAUCUCUCCUGUUUGACCUUCCAUCCAUCACAGGGGCAUGUAUGGUUGCACAUGCUAUUGGUGAUGUAAUCACUGGAGAUGUUGUAGAACCAGAGGUAGUUGUAAGUGCGUCUCCCUCUGUAGGAGGAUUGCUGGAUUCACUAACUGGCAGUAUAGGGAUAUCGGGCAUCUCUACAAGAACCAAACCUGUAGCUGCACCAGUUGCAGCUUCCACUACUUCCAGCACUGCUGUGAUUGGAGCUGUUACAUCAGAUGCUCCAAAGUUUGGUUCAAGGCCCCUAGACAAAGAUGCACUUCGAACUUUCAUAAAUAGCUCAAUGCCCUUUGGCACUCCCUUGGAUCUCAGCUACUCCAAUAUUUUUGCUAUUAAGGUUAAUGGCUUUUCUUCCUCAGAUUUGCCUCUGCCAGAUCUCAAGCAACCAGCAUGGAAGCCAUAUCUCUACAAAGGAAAGCAGAGAAUGCUGUUCACUAUUCAUGAGACAGUUCAUGCUGCUAUGUAUGACCGGGAUGAGAUUCCAGAUAGCAUAUCAAUUUCUGGUCAAGUAAAUUGUCGUGCAGAAUUGGAAGGAUUGCCUGAUGUGUCAUUCCCCUUGACAGGGUUGAACAAGGCUGGCAUUGAGGUUUUAUCCUUCCAUCCUUGUGCUCAAGUUCCAGAACAAGGUGUGGAUAAGCAGGCUGUAAUGUUUUCGCCCCCCUUAGGUAAUUUUGUUUUAAUGCAUUAUCAGGCAUUUUGUGGCCUUGGACCUCCAGUAAAGGGAUUUUACCAGCUUUCAAUGGUCUCAGAAGAUGAAGGUGCAUUUUUAUUCAAGUUGUGCUUGAUGGAAGGUUAUAAAGCACCUCUAACAAUGGAGUUUUGUACUGUGACAAUGCCUUUCCCGAGGCGAAGGGUGGUUUCUUUUGAUGGAACUCCUUCUAUUGGAACAGUUUCAACUACAGAACACUUAGUUGAAUGGAAAAUCAUAACAGGUGGACGAGGUCUCACUGGGAGAAGUAUUGAGGCAACUUUUCCUGGAACAAUUAAGUUUGCACCAUGGCAAAUCCAAAGAUUGCCUUCCUCUAGGUCAUUCUUAGGAGCCGAUGAGGAUAGUGAUUUUGAAACAGAUAGUACUAAUAAUAUGGUAAAUGUUGAAGAAUUUCUAAUGGAGAAAAUGAGCAAGGAUCUUCCACCAGCAGAUUUGGAGGAGCCAUUUUGCUGGCAGGCUUACAACUAUGCUAAAGUGACUUUCAAAAUUGUGGGGGCAUCAUUGUCUGGAAUGUCUAUUGAUCCUAAAUCUGUAAGCAUCUAUCCGGCUGUUAAAGCACCAGUGGAGUUCUCAAGUCAGGUUACUUCCGGGGAUUACAUUUUGUGGAAUACAUUGGGGAAAUGCCCAUUUGCUGCAACAGUAAAAGUAUAGAGGACGGAUGGCAAGUCAGGGGUGUAAAAAGAUACACAUUUUGAUGGGAAAAGAUGCCUUGGGCGGUAUAAUGGACUAAACCCUGGUUUGUUGUGAGAAUCAUUUGCUGGGGUAGUCAACUUUGCCAUGCUUUGUCCAUUGACUUGGUAAUUGCUCCAGGCAUAAAUAGCCCCAAGAGUUCAGACGUCAAUUUUACAAAUAAGAGCAGAAAGAAGUUACAAAGAUGGGUUUUGAUAUCUUGGUGUGAUUUAUUAUAAUUAAGUUAAAUUGCUUCCAGACAUUUUAUGAUUCCAAAAUGGUUUUGUUCAUGUGACCCAUCCUGCUCCAUUUUUGGUUUUGGGACAAUAUUACUAGCAAAGUGAGUACUGUAACUGAAAUAAUCUGCUGAAAUUUACUCAGGCAAGCUGAUGGUUGGUUCCAUUUAUCCUC